Messenger RNA from Gastrolobium bilobum, 1101 nucleotides. Its product is annotated as protein POST-ILLUMINATION CHLOROPHYLL FLUORESCENCE INCREASE, chloroplastic. Gene Ontology annotation, cellular component: thylakoid; chloroplast stroma. NCBI's taxonomy places the organism in Eukaryota, Viridiplantae, Streptophyta, Magnoliopsida, Fabales, Fabaceae. The transcript has 8 exons. Gene Ontology annotation, biological process: chlororespiration. Bases 150 to 995 code for a protein of 281 amino acids. The record is from RefSeq and is a predicted model, not a curated record.
ACACUCAAAACUGAAAAUAUCUAGAUUUCUUUAUAUCUAUAAUCAUAGAUUAAUACACAUGCCCAGUUUGUGGAUUGAGUUACCAAGUUAAAAACUCUUGUCUCUUCAAGUCUUCCCUAGUAUUCUCUUCUCCCAACGUAGUGUUAUACAUGGCUGCUUGUGCUACCAAUGGAUCGAUCUUUGCGUCUAGCUCACAAACAUGUUUGCCCAAGCGGUCUGUCUAUUGUGGCAUUUCAAACACGCAUGCCAGUAAUUUUCUCAAUGUUUCAUUAACAAGAUGUUACCCAAUGAAGAAAAGUCAUGUGAAAGUUAGUAAAAAGAUCAGUGCUGCUGCUGUUGCAACAACUCCAACUGAGGAAAUUAAAGAGUACACGCUUCCUUCAUGGGCUACGUUUGAACUUGGAAGGUCCCCUGUCUACUGGAAAACCAUGAAUGGUCUUCCUCCAACUUCAGGAGAGAAGUUAAAACUUUUCUAUAAUCCAGCAGCAAAUAAACUUGCCCCCAAUGAAGAAUUUGGAAUUGCUUUUAAUGGAGGUUUUAACCAGCCAAUUAUGUGUGGCGGUGAGCCAAGGGGUAUGCUCAGAAAAGAUAGAGGCAAAGCUGAUUCCCCAAUAUAUACCAUCCAAAUAAGCAUUCCUAAGCAUGCUAUGAACUUGAUCUUCUCAUUUACAAAUGGAGAAGACUGGGAUGGUCCCUAUAGACUGCAGUUUCAAAUACCCAAGGCUUUCCAGAACAAGCCAAUUGACUUUUUCAAUGAGGGCUUGGCAGAGGAACUGAGUAAAGAAGGUGCAUGCGAGAAAGCAAUAUUUCCAGAUUCAAAUAUGAUUAUAACCAAAUGUGCUAUGAUUGGGAAUUUGUCAAAAGAAGGGGGUGAUCGUUGCAAUCUGGAUCUCGUUCCAGGAUGUACAGACCCUAGCUCACCCUUUUACAACCCACUAGCCAAUGUAGACGAUGGAACAUGCCCAAUUGACCUCGAUUCUGAGUCUGAACUCUGAAGAGUAGCAUUAUACUGUAUAUAAGGGAUAUGUAGUCCCUGCAGAACAUUAAGUUACAUUCUUGAAUAUAUAAUGUAAUUUGCAAAAAAAGUUUGUAAACGAAUCA